Messenger RNA from Danio aesculapii, 4023 nucleotides. Its product is annotated as HMG box transcription factor BBX. Lineage: Eukaryota; Metazoa; Chordata; Actinopteri; Cypriniformes; Danionidae. The coding region runs from base 359 to 3064 and encodes 901 amino acids. The record is from RefSeq and is a predicted model, not a curated record. The transcript is spliced from 17 exons. Gene Ontology annotation, molecular function: DNA-binding transcription factor activity, RNA polymerase II-specific; RNA polymerase II transcription regulatory region sequence-specific DNA binding. Gene Ontology annotation, biological process: regulation of transcription by RNA polymerase II. Gene Ontology annotation, cellular component: nucleus.
AAUUGUUCGCCUGAAACGAAAGUACCACUACCAAGUGCCAUUCGUCCCCCACCGUUAUUUGUUUUCGGAGCGAUCUGUGCGAUUGCGAUGUAGUUUUGUCGACUUCACGCUGCGGUGUUGUUGCUCCUUUCCAAGCAUCCGGUAAAAAUAAUAUAAGUGUCUGUGGGGCUACUGUACGGACGGCCAGUGCAGAACUGUUCUGAUGUGUCAAUAAGUUUGAGGCUGGAAUGAGAAGGCCCUGGCGUUCCGACCGGAUUUCAGGGGUCAUCUUCAUCGCAUGAUACAGCCUGACUGACAGAUCCAUCCUCAUCUUUCAAAUACCGUAUUUCCAUAUUCUGUGGCUCUGGUCAGCAGCAGAAUGAAGGGUGGAGGUGGAGGGAAAGAGCCUCCGGGGGAGGGUGAGGUCAGCGGGAAGAGACCCAAACGCAAGUGUCUGCAGUGGCACCCGCUGCUGGCCAAGAAAGCUCCAGACUUCUCUGAGGAAGAGGAGGAGGAGGACGAAGAGGAGCUGGAGAAGGAGCCGGUGUUAUGUGCGGAGAGCAGUGUUCAGGAGGGAGAGUGUGGCGGGAUGGAGGAUGACAGUGAAGAAUACUCCUCUGAACAGCGGGCUCGGCGGCCCAUGAACGCCUUUCUGCUAUUCUGCAAACGCCAUCGCUCGCUGGUCCGUCAGGAACAUCCACGAUUAGACAACCGAGGAGCCACUAAAAUCCUGGCCGACUGGUGGGCCGUACUGGACCCCAAAGAAAAGCAGAAAUACACAGACAUGGCCAAGGAGUACAAGGAUGCAUUCAUGAAGGCUAACCCCGGAUACAAAUGGUGUCCCGCCACCAACAAGCCAGUAAAGAGUCCUUCUCAUUCCGUUAGUAAUUCCCGCAAGAAGGUCUGGUCUCUUCCCUCCAACCCAAACAAGGACCCAUCAGUUGCCAAAAAACAGCCCAAAACUGACAGCACACCUCAGCUCAACUUCGCCAUGGCUGAUCCCAAUAAAAUGGGUGGUCUAAGCAUGCUGCUGUUAGCUGGGGAACACGCACUGACCGCCAGAGAGAUUUCCUCCAGCUCUUCCCAGACUGGAUGCACAGAUGUUGCUAAGCACACUGGGAAAUCAGCCCUUUUCCAGCUGGCUGAGAUUUCUUCCAGUCCAGCACAGUCAGCUGGAGGAAGUAAGAACGCAGAGGACACAAGCUCACUUACACAUGUAGAGGCUUCUGGACCGUCUCAGCCAAGCUCACCAGACCUGCCCAAGAGUUGUGUUAAAUCACCCCUGUUUCAGCUGGCUGAGCAGAUCUCUUCCAGUAGGUCUCCGUCAGCAUCUGAAGGGAGACAGUGUGGCCAGUCGGCUCUUUUCCAGCUCGCUGAGAUGUGUUUGGCCUCUGAGGCUGAAAAGAUGGAAGCUCGAUCCUCUCAGCCGUCUGGCGGUUCUUCCUCUCUAUGUGCUCAGAGUAGCACAGAAAUCCCAGACCGCGAGGAGCAGAAAGAAGCUUCUGAGCUUCCUCUCACCACAUCUUCAUGCUCAUCCUCCUCUACCUCCGGCUCCACCUCUUCUACCCCUACUGAAACCAGCCCAUGUAAAACACCCAAGAAGAAGAAAAAGAAGAAAGAAAACAAGGAGUCGGACGAAAAUCCGGCUUCGCCCAAAAAGAUGAAGAAACGGCAGUCGCCCGAGUCGGACCUGGACAGCGUGACGUUCACCAUCGAAGCGGUAGUGAAAGGAGCUUGGGGUUCAGAAGAGACACCCAAGAAGAAAUCCCGUCCCUCAGAGAGCGAAAGCAGCCCGACUGCGGAACAGUCUCCGUCUGUGAAGAAGAAAACAAAACCCAAACCAAAAAAACAAUUGAAGUUAAAAGACGACGUCAUGGAAGAAGAGGAAGAAGAUGCAGACAAAAUUGCAAAUAAGCCUCAGGAUGUUGAGAUGAUUACCGAGGAAGCUCCCAUGACCCCUAAAACAGAGUGUGAGGAUGAAUUGGACGUAAAAGUGGAGCCCCCUAGUGGCAUGGAGGAUGCACUGUUGCAAUUCUCUCCCAUGGAGCCAACAGAAGUGGACGAGAAAGAAGACUCAGAUGCUAAACCACUUGAAAGCAGACAGGAUGAUAAAGACCCAGAGGUGAAGCAGGAGGUCUGUGGGUCCAGGAAGUCUGAGAGAAGCUGUAAAGGAGCUCUUUAUAAGACUCUGGUGUCUGAAGGGAUGCUCACAUCGCUGAGAGCAAAUGUAGACAGAGGGAAAAGAGGUUCCAUGAGAGGGAGUGUGUCGGAUCACGAGGGCAGCUGGAAUGACGAGAACUGGGGAUUUUCUCAAGCUGCUACCAGCAACCCGAAGAAACUCAAGAAGUCCAAGUCUAAAGAUGAAACCACCCCAGGACUAGGAAAGCUUGAGGAGGAGUUCGAGAAAAAGUUCAACAGCUUACCACAGUACAGCCCCCUGACAUUUGACAAAAAGAGUGUGGCAGUCACCAAGAAGAAAAAAAACAGUACGCCCAGCCCUCCUGAACCGCCCAAAACCUGCAAGGGUUCAUCCUCAUCUCAGAAAAAGACCUUAUUCCACAAGAUAGUGAACAAGUACAAACACAGGAAGGAGAAAUCCAGUGGCGCAGACAAAGAAGUCGCCAUGUUUGAGCCUGUGGCUACAGAAAGCAGUCCAGCGGUAAAGUCGAGCAGUCCAUGUGUGUCUCCUUCUCCCGAACCGCAGAAGGUUUUGGACAUACCUGUGGGCAGUCAGAAAAGGAAGGCCAGGAAGAAUAAAAUCACACAUUUGGUGCGCACGGCUGAUGGUCGUGUUUCACCUGCAGAGGCAGAAGACAAAUCUAAGGAUCAGACCAAGAAUCAAGAUGAAAAGCCAUUCACUCAAGAGACAUUAUGCAAUAGAGGGGUUUGCUGCACUGACCCGAGAUCAGCAGAAGCAGACUUGACGGAUGCGUCCGGCAGCCUCCCGGCCUUCUUCAGCUUAGCUGCUCUCGCUGAGGUUGCGGCCAUGGAGAAUGUGCACAGAGCCCAGCGUGCUGUGAGCAUCCCGACUGAAGCUCAAGUGAAGGACAUGGCUCCUGUGCUGAUUUCCUGUGCGGACCAGUGAAGCCUCAGCCAGGCUUGGACCGACCGGGCUCGUGUACAGACAUGCUGGGGCCUUAUUCUUGACCCUCUGCCCUCAACGCUGGGGGGAAAGAACGAACGAGAGCGAGCGAGACUGGAAAAGGGAUGAAGGAAGUUGUGAGACGGAUGAACAUGCUUUAUCCCAGAAGCCUUCACCCUAAAUCCAAUCCCCAUCCUCCCUCCCUCCCUCUCACCCCCUCAGGGCCCCUGGGGGAGCCAAAUCUGGUCCCUUAGCCUGUUUCCUCUGGUGGCUUUUGGACCAGUUAUCAGACUUAUUUUUGUUUGUUUGUUUUCAAUCUGCAAGAAAUGGCUACUAUUUAAGGUCAAGUUUUGCCUACAAAAGUGCAUUUGAAGCAAGUGCUCCCUCUUCGUCUUUCUCUUUUUAACCUUUCCGUUCCUGGCUAGCUUCAUUGCACAAACGUAGUCUCUCUUUUUUUUUCUUUUUUUUUUACUCAGCAGCGCACAUCUCUCAGUCAAAGGAACGUUUUGUGGCUUCCUGCCCCCUUUUUCCUGCUUGUGAUGAGAGAGAGAAUGAGCUGCUCAACCUCAGCCUCGUACCUCACAAACCUGUUCAGAUUCAUUUCUGCACAGAAGCACCACCUUCACCUUCAUAAUGCACAGUCAAUGCCUAGAUGCCUCUUUCUUUCAAGCAAUGACCCUCAGUGUCUCCGGUGCCUCUGUAGAUGGGAGUCAGUCAGAGGCAAACCACCUGUUUUCCUCUUGCAAACAGAAGCCAUGGUUUAGGGUGGGAAGUCGGAUUUUGUGCAAGAAGUGCUGUGGUCACAGGCAAACCUAUAUUAGAAGGGUCCAAAAUUAGCACUUGCUCUGCGUCAAAUAUUUAUCAAUUGUAUAUAUGUGUGUGUAUAUAUAUAUGUAUAUGUAUAUACACAUAUAUGUAUUAAUAUGUAUAUGUAUAAAUUAAUAUAAGCUAAUUGUUCAAAA